UUAAUUUCCCCAGGCCAGCCACCCGGAUAUAAUCAUCCGUCUUGGCCUGACAGCAUCUGGUCUCCCCAACCAUUAAAUCCCCUUCUCAUCCCUAUAAAGCCAGAUGGACGGCUUAGAGAGCCAACGCCAGCUGCUGCUUUCACCCCAGCCGACCUAUCACAGGAGGGAUGGGGAGGGAGCUUUGGAUCACAGGGCUCUGGUUGCAGCAUCCCUGGAGCGGCUACUGUUAUCUGAAACACAAGGGCCAGGAUAGUGGAACAGAUCUAAAGAAGAGAUAGACGGGGAAUCCUCUGGAAUCAUCCAGGGGUCGGCUUGCUAUGUGUGGAGUGGAGCAGGAGGUGAGAAGAAGUGUUUUCCAUGUAAACACCCCCUCAGAAGGGAUAAGCGGAGGAGCGGUAGAGAGAGGAGGAAGGGUAGAGAGAGGAGGGGUAGAGAGAGGGGAAACGUUCCUUCUCCCUAGGAUAUUACCCCUCUAUCUGGCUACCUACUACGGCUCCUUUAAAAAAAAAUAGCGGUAAUCACAUCAAGGAAAGGUUGUGCCUGGAGAGUGUGUUCUGGUGUACUCAAUGCAUUCCUAAUGCUUCAGCAGACCUCAGUCCAGAAAGAGCCAACCUGUGGCUGUUGUGGCACACCUGAGAUACAGACAAGAGUCACAUUGAGACAACCACAGCAGUGGGACACAACAAGACAACUCUCCACAUGACUUUGUUGUUUCCUCUCAGCUGAAACCCUGGAUAUGACUACGGCCAAGACCACCGCUAGCUUUCUCUCCACUGUCUCCAGCACCUCCAUGACCCCUAUUUUCACUGUUACAACGGACGCCAGGAUGGAACAGGAGAAUGUCACAGAGUCCAGGACAAAACUCAUGACCACUAGCAUUACUAUAACAACAACCAACGAGACAAGCUUCAAUGCCACCAAGCUGCCAGAGUUGCAGCUCGAGGGCUCUGAGAUGGGCAUGGUGUUGGUGCCCUUUGGCAUCAUCACUGUAAUUGGCCUGACAUUGGUCGUGAUGCUGUAUAUCAGGAAACGGAAGAGACUGGAGAAGCUGAGGCACCAGCUGAUGCCCAUGUAUAACUUUGACCCGGCAGAGGAACAGGAUGACUUGGAACAGGAACUACUGGACCACAACCUCACAGGACCCAAUAACAAGGAUGUGUGCUGCUAAAAUGACAGAAGGGAGCUUGCAUGUGGAAUCCUGCAAGGCCCCUCUGUUUUACAGACAAGCUGAACCGGCUACAGGUGAAGUCAAUCUGUCCAUCCUACUUCUGCACGGCAUCCGUUUCUCAUCUGAGAAUUGGCUCAAUAUAGGUACACUGGAGACAUUGGCCAAAGCUGGCUGUCGUGCUGUGGCCAUCGACCUACCAGGUUUUGGUCAGUCUAUGUCAGCAGUGGCCCCAUCCGCUGUAGGAGAGCUGGCCCCUGGUGGGUUCCUGAAGCAGGUGUGUGAGGCCCUGGGGAUGGGGCCAGUGGUGGUAGUCAGUCCCUCUCUCAGUGGCAUGUACUCCCUGCCCGUCCUCUUCCAGCACGAGGCUCUGGUCCGGGCAUACAUCCCUGUGGCUCCCAUCUGCACUGAGAAAUUCACAGCAGAGCAGUACAUCAGCAUACAGGAUGCUCAGCUAAAGGAGGUUUCUCUGAACAACCUGAGGGAGCUAGCCAAUCACAAGGUGUUGGUGAUGAAAGGAGCAGGACAUCCAUGCUAUCUGGACGACCCAGCCACGUGGCACACGGCUCUCACUGACUUUCUCACCUAUACAGCAGGGGUCUCCAACCCUGUUCCUGGAAGGCUACCGUCCUGUAAGUUUUCACUCCAAUCCCGAGUUGCAACUAACCUGGUUCAGCAUAUCAACCAGCAGAUUAUUAGAAUCAGGUGUGCCCUGCUAUAAAGUAGUACAAAAGAAUGGAGCGACAUGGACCAAUGCCCAGAGAGAGGGAGCUAAAUCUUCCGCGCACACACAUACACACUCAGACACCCACAAAAAAAAUUUAAAAAUUAAAACAGUUUAGAUCUCAAACUUAUCUUUACUUUAUUCAAUUUUUUUUUUWACUUCACUUAGAAUUUGACUGAAUUUAUAAUUUUUUUGUUACAGAUUUUUUUUUUUUUACACAUUUGUCAAACAUGGUCACAUAGCACCAGACUACAGACUACAGAAUCACAUACACACGUGUCUUUCCCACAGAGACGCACGGACACCGCAAGGGUAGGCAGGAGCAGGGCCACGUGAAGACCCUCCCUUUAGGGCUGGCUGUAAAGCAGACCCGGUCCUCUCACCCUAAACUUGCCCUUUUUCCCCUUAUUUUUUUAGAGCAAAAAGUAAAAUUUUCAAACCACAGAAAACCGACCUGUGUCCCUCAGCACACGAUUGGGUCCCCUUCUGGGACACA
Messenger RNA from Salvelinus sp. IW2-2015, 2385 nucleotides. NCBI's taxonomy places the organism in Eukaryota, Metazoa, Chordata, Actinopteri, Salmoniformes, Salmonidae. The record is from RefSeq and is a predicted model, not a curated record.